AUGGACGCCGUCAACUCCGUGGUCGACUCCCUUCCCCACGAGUUUGCCAAGGACAGCGUCCGCCUCGUCAAGUGCUGCCACAAGCCCGACCGCAAGGAGUUCACCAAGGUGGCGGCGCGGAUGGCGAUCGGGUUCGUCAUCAUGGGGUUCUUCGGCUUCUUCAUCAAGAUCAUCUUCAUCCCCAUCAACAACAUCAUCGUCGGCUCCGGCUAG
Messenger RNA from Triticum dicoccoides, 213 nucleotides. Its product is annotated as protein transport protein Sec61 subunit gamma-like. Gene Ontology annotation, molecular function: transmembrane protein transporter activity. NCBI's taxonomy places the organism in Eukaryota, Viridiplantae, Streptophyta, Magnoliopsida, Poales, Poaceae. The transcript is spliced from 2 exons. The record is from RefSeq and is a predicted model, not a curated record. Gene Ontology annotation, biological process: protein targeting; intracellular protein transport. The coding region runs from base 1 to 213 and encodes 70 amino acids. Gene Ontology annotation, cellular component: membrane.